AUGGACGUAGUAAGGAGUUGUGAUGUGUGCCAGCGACAAGGAGCCAUCUCUCGGCGCCAUGAGUUACCUAUGACACCUAUUCUGGAGGUGGAGUUGUUUGAUGUGUGGGGAAUUGAUUUCACGGGGACAUUUGUGAGCUUCUAUGGGCAGAAGUACAUAUUGGUUGCAGUGGACUAUGUGUCCAAAUGGGUUGAGGCAGUUGCUUUGCCCGAGAAUGAUGGCAAGAGUGUUGCUGGUUUUCUGAAGAAGAAUAUCUUCUCAAAGUUCGGCACACCAAAGCUAUCAUUAGUGAUGCACAAGGUGGCAACACCUUAUCACCCACAGACUAGUGGCCAAAUGGAAAUCUCCAACAGAGAAAUUAAAGCAAUUCUGGCUAAAACAAUGAAUGUCAACAUGACAGAUUGGGCACGAACGUUAGAUGAUGCUCUAUAUAUUGGACAUCUUUCAAGACACCUAUUGGUAUUCCAGUCGGGUGAGAUUGUGCUUGAAAAUGACAAAGGCGAGAGGUUCGAAGCGAAUGGCCAACAAAUCAAGGCAUACUUGGGUGUUCCAGAAGAUGUGAAGAUCGUGGAGGAAUGUAAACUUGAUGCAGACUGA
Solanum tuberosum (potato) is the source of this 597-nucleotide messenger RNA. RefSeq lists its product as uncharacterized. Gene Ontology annotation, molecular function: nucleic acid binding. The record is from RefSeq and is a predicted model, not a curated record. NCBI's taxonomy places the organism in Eukaryota, Viridiplantae, Streptophyta, Magnoliopsida, Solanales, Solanaceae. Gene Ontology annotation, biological process: DNA integration. The transcript is spliced from 3 exons. Bases 1 to 597 code for a protein of 198 amino acids.